AUGUUGAGGCUUGUACUCUUCCAAACAGAACCUCAACGACCAGCUUUGAAGGUUUGAACACAAAACCAACACCAAUUGUUGUUUGUUUGACAGAAGAACGUGGUAGAAGAAGAGAGAGAAAAUCACACUACACAAUCAUCAUCAUCAUCUUGCACUAGAGAGAGAAAGUGGUGUCCUUUGACUGAGCCAGCCGGCAUAAGCCGUCUAAGGUUGUUGUCUGGUUGAUGAUAAUGUUUUUUUUAAUGUCUUAAUACGCGUUGAAUUUUCCAUCACACUUUUCUCUUUUCUCUUCGUUCCAAUUCUAAGGUCUCUCAAGUAAUUUUCUUUUUUGUGUUUUCAUUUUCUUUAUAAAAUUUUAUUCCAUGUUUUAUAAGUGUUCUCAUUUUCACCCCAUAACUUGAAUUUCAUGCCCUUUAUUUUCUUCGUUGGAAAAAUGUUUCCUUUUAGUAUUGGGAUCUGAAUUUCAUGUUUGUUUGUAGUUUUCUGCUUCAGAAUUCAAUUGGGUCAGUUUGGGAUUUUCAAAUAUUGGAUUCAAGGUAGAAAAGUUCCAAUCUUUGCUUUUGGGUUGAGAAUAAAACUAGUGGUUGUAAUUCUAUUUAGUGUGUGACUAUGUUCAUGAGUUUUUGUGGGGUUGUUAGAAGAACUUUUGCUGCUCUUGAAGGGUAAUAUUGGAAUUGUGAUAUUACAUAGUUGAAACAUGGGUUGCUUAUGUUCCAAGAGUUCAGCUGUAGAAGACAGCAAUGAAAGUACCUCAAAGAAAUUGCAGUCAAGUAGCACAAGAGCUUCAGAGUUGAAUGUUUUGAGGUUGAGUUCUUCCAAGAGGGUUGAAAGUGGAGGUGAUGUGAAAGUGAAAUCAAAUGGAUCAGUGCAGUUGUAUGAUGAUCAAAAUGGGAGGAAGAAGAAAGUUGAAAAGCAUGAAUUGACUGGAAUUGAUCAUCCUGGAUUUGGAAGGGUUCCGAAGGCUAUAGAAGCCGAACAAGUUGCGGCUGGAUGGCCGGCGUGGCUUUCUUCUGUUGCUGGUGAGGCUAUCAAAGGAUGGAUACCGCGAAGUGCAACUACUUUCGAGAGGUUACAUAAAAUUGGGCAAGGAACUUAUAGUACGGUGUAUAAGGCUCGUGACGUAACUAAUCAGAAGAUUGUUGCGUUGAAGAGGGUGCGGUUUGAUAAUCUUGAUCCUGAGAGUGUCAAGUUUAUGGCAAGAGAGAUACAUAUUCUGCGUAGGCUCGACCAUCCAAACAUAAUAAAACUGGAGGGUUUGAUAACCUCGGAAACAUCUCGUAGUUUGUACCUUGUUUUUGAGUAUAUGGAACACGACUUAACAGGACUUGCUUCAAAUCCUACCAUCAAAUUCUCCGAACCGCAGCUGAAAUGCUACAUGCGUCAACUUCUUAGUGGACUGGAUCAUUGUCAUAGUCAUGGUGUUCUUCAUCGUGAUAUAAAGGGCUCAAAUCUUCUCAUUGACAACAAUGGUGUUUUAAAGAUUGCAGAUUUUGGUUUGGCGAAUGUUUUUGACUCUCAUCACAAUAUUCCAUUGACAAGCCGCGUAGUAACACUGUGGUACAGACCGCCAGAACUUUUACUCGGAGCAAAUCAUUAUGGGGUUGCAGUGGAUUUAUGGAGCACUGGUUGCAUUCUGGGGGAACUGUAUACAGGCCGGCCCAUUUUGCCAGGAAAAACCGAGGUUGAGCAGUUGCAUCGGAUUUUUAAACUUUGCGGCUCGCCAUCUGAGGACUAUUGGCUUAAGUUACGGUUGCCACAUUCAACAGUAUUCAAGCCUCCACACCAUUAUAGGCGAUGCGUUGCGGAUACAUUUAAGGAAUACUCAUCAACUGCUCUUAAGCUUAUAGAGACCCUACUUUCUGUAGAUCCAUCAAAUCGAGGGACAGCAGCAGCUGCUCUGAAAAGUGAGUUCUUUACAUCAGAACCUUUGCCUUGUGAUCCAUCAAGUUUACCAAAAUAUCCUCCUAGCAAAGAGAUUGACGCUAAAAUGCGAGAUGAAGCAUCCAGAAGGCAAGGAACGGUUGGAGAUAGGGAACAAAAGGUUGGCUCAUCGGUUAGACAAGAAAAAGCACCUAGGGCCGUUGUUUCAACAAAAGACAAUGCCGACAUGGGCGCGUCAGUACAGCAGCAGAAACACUAUUCCUUCUCGAAGAACCGAAGCGAAUUGUCCUAUCCGCAUAGAGAACACGUGUCCGGGAUUGCAGGUUUCCCACACAAACAAUCAGAAGAUGCUAGAGAAAUGGAAAAUAACGCAUCCGGUCAUUUUUACAAGAGACCUUCCCAUUCAGGCCCAUUGGCUCCCGGUUCAGGCUGGGCAAGGGGCGUGAAGGAAGUUGAUAACGGGCCUACUGUUUCAAACAGAGUGAACCUAUCAAAACUAUCCGGGCUCGUGGCAUCUAGAACUUUGACGUCCGAAGAUCAGGAGACAAAGCCAGUUCCGUUUCCCAACAGAAAACCAAUCGAAGUAAGAAAGUCCCUCGAGGCGACUAGUGGGUCCGAGUCAAGAAGAAGGCGGGAUAAAAAACGGAUCGUCGAUCACAGUCAAAUUGUAAAUAGAAGAGUCCCGACCGAAAAAUCAACUCCGGACGGACAUGGAUCGAGUGGAAACAAGAUAUACAUGUCAGGUCCAUUACUGGCAUCAUCAAACAACAUGGAUCAGAUGCUGAAAGACCACGAUCGAAAGAUCCAAGAGUUUUCAAGACGAGCGAGAGGUGAGAAAGUCCGUGCACAGCGAAAGUAGUCGAAAAUUUCUGUUUCGUCAGCUGCAUUCAUAUGUUAUUUCUAUGAUAACAUUUAUUUACCUCUCAAAAAACACUUGAGAAAAACAAACAAGUAGCAAGAGGGAGUGCAUUCACUCUUUACUGUAAUAUAUCAUGUAAAUUUCAGGCUCUAUAACAACAAAUUUAUCUUUUUCUUA
Lathyrus oleraceus (garden pea) is the source of this 2917-nucleotide messenger RNA. RefSeq names its product probable serine/threonine-protein kinase At1g54610. NCBI's taxonomy places the organism in Eukaryota, Viridiplantae, Streptophyta, Magnoliopsida, Fabales, Fabaceae. The transcript is spliced from 8 exons. Gene Ontology annotation, cellular component: cyclin-dependent protein kinase holoenzyme complex; nucleus. The record is from RefSeq and is a predicted model, not a curated record. Bases 698 to 2740 code for a protein of 680 amino acids. Gene Ontology annotation, biological process: protein phosphorylation; positive regulation of transcription elongation by RNA polymerase II. Gene Ontology annotation, molecular function: RNA polymerase II CTD heptapeptide repeat kinase activity; ATP binding.